AUGGUAAAAAUUAUUUGAAUGAAAUCGAUCAUGAAACGUUUAUUAAAUUCAUUAUGUAAUUUAAAUCUGUUAUUGAAUAAAAAAUUUGAUGUACCAAUUUUUCGUGUACAUUCAUCAAAUAUAUCGGUCAUAAAGACGCCCGUAGAUUUUUAUGAAACUUUAAAGAAUCUUUCUGAUCAAUCAACAAAACGAAUUUGCAUAUCAUCACUGUAUAUAGGAACCGAUCAUCUUGAAAAAGAUCUUGUUGAAAGCUUUUAUCAAGCCAAAUCAAAAUCACCUGAUUUAAAUCUAACAAUUUUACUUGAUUAUAAUCGUGCUACACGUGAAACACCGAAAUCCGAUCAAUCCAAUGGACCAACUUCUUCAAAAUCCAUUCUAUUACCGUUGAUAAAUCAGGGAGCAAAUGUAAAUUUUUACUUAACACAUUUAACUAGUCGACAUUAUGGAUUAUGGCGACGACCCAAAUGGAAUGAAUUAAUCUCUUUGCAUCAUAUGAAACUAUACAUUUUUGACAAUAACAUUAUUAUAAGCGGUGCAAAUUUAAGUGAUACAUAUUUUACUAAUCGUCAAGAUCGUUAUAUAUUGAUACGUGAUUCACCAACACUUUGUGAUUAUUUUGAUCAAUUAAUUCAAACAAUUGGACAAUUUUCACUUAAACUCAAUACAACCGGUGAUUUUCAAUUACAUGAUAAUUGGCAUUAUGAUCCAAGAAAAUUUUUUCAUCGAUAUUUAUUCAAAAUUAAUGCCCAUAAAGCUAUCAAAAAUUUGAACAAUGAUUUUUCAGCUAAAACAACCUUUAAUCAUCAUAAUAUUAAUGAUGAUGUUGUCGAUACAAUUGUUUUUCCAUUAUUACAAAUGAAAAGUUUGAAAAUUCGUGAUGAAGAAAAAUUUACUUCAUGUUUGUUUGAAAAUCAAUGGCCCAAAUCAACCAGACUCGAUAUAGCUACUGGUUAUUUUAAUCUGAUUCAAAAAUAUCAGAAAAAAUUGACAGAAAAUUCUUGCCUUUCCCCACCGACAACUAUUCUUAUGGCUUCAGAAGAAGCUAAUGGAUUCUAUGAAGGAAAUGGUCUUUUACGUUAUGUGCCUUAUGUUUAUACAUAUUAUGUACGAAAAUUUCUUCAAAGAAUCAAUAAAUUAUCUAAUCCGAAUCAGAUUUCAAUACGUUAUUAUGAUCGACCAAAAUGGUCAUUUCAUGGUAAAGGAAUUUGGUUACAAACACCCGAAUAUUAUCUAACAAUGGUUGGAUCAACUAAUUUUGGUUAUCGUUCUGUAUAUCGUGAUAAUGAAGCCCAAUUAGUAAUCAUCACAAAAAACGAACGAUUAAAGGAAACAUUUCAAUCUGAAUUUGUUGAUUUAGUUCAUCAUAGUCGUACGAUUCGAAAUUGGCAAACAGAUUUACCAAGAAUACCAUUUCUAAUACCAUUUAUAUCAAACAUUUUUCGAAGUUUAUUCUAAAACAACUAUACUAGACGAUAAUAGUAAUUUAAU
Dermatophagoides pteronyssinus (European house dust mite) is the source of this 1488-nucleotide messenger RNA. RefSeq names its product Phosphatidylglycerophosphate synthase 1 (gene PGS1). Gene Ontology annotation, biological process: cardiolipin biosynthetic process. Gene Ontology annotation, molecular function: CDP-diacylglycerol-glycerol-3-phosphate 3-phosphatidyltransferase activity. Gene Ontology annotation, cellular component: mitochondrion. NCBI's taxonomy places the organism in Eukaryota, Metazoa, Arthropoda, Arachnida, Sarcoptiformes, Pyroglyphidae. The record is from RefSeq and is a predicted model, not a curated record.